Molecule: messenger RNA, 1540 nt
Organism: Setaria italica (foxtail millet)
Lineage: Eukaryota; Viridiplantae; Streptophyta; Magnoliopsida; Poales; Poaceae
Product: VAN3-binding protein
Exons: 3
Coding region: 124-1368 (414 amino acids)
Biological process (GO): auxin-activated signaling pathway; leaf vascular tissue pattern formation; phloem or xylem histogenesis
Source: RefSeq, a predicted model, not a curated record
AGAGAUCGAAGCCUUGGUGUUUCCUGCCGCCCACGCAUCCCCUUCCCCGUGCUCCGUGUCUGCCGAGGCCUCCAUCGGCGGAUAAGUAGGCGGCGGGGGUUAGCACCAGCCGGACGCGACGCAAUGCGAUACGACGAUUCCAACGGUCAGGGAGGUGAGGAGGAGCUGAGGAUGGAGGGGAACUUGAUGGCGAGGAUGAGGAGGAGGGAUCACCUGCUGCUCACGGACGCCGGGGCCGGGCCUCUGGCGGUGCUGGCGCCGCAGACCCCGAUGGAGCCCAUGGAGUUCCUGUCGCGGUCGUGGAGCGUGUCGGCCUCGGAGAUUUCAAAGGUGCUGGCCGGCGGCGUCGGCGGGAGACGGAGCUCCAACUUCGUCGUCGACCGCCUGUCCGGGAUGCUCAUGCCGGAGACGCUCGCACUCGCCGCUGCCUCCGGCACCAACAUCAGCCCUCGCAAGCGCACCCUCAGGAGCAGGAGCGCCAUCUCCGCGCACCAGGUCCACCACUCGGUCCACCACACGGUCCACGCGAUCGGGAAGUGGUUCCACCACUGGGACUCGGGCAGCCGGGUGGACAAGGCCCGCGCCGAGCGGGCGCGCCUGCACGCCGCGGUUUCCGUGGCGAGCGUGGCGGCCGCGGUCGCCGCCGUGGCCGCCGCUGGCGCCGCGGGCCCGGACGCGGACGUCGUCGAGGGCUCCUGGAUGGAGACCGCGCUGGCCUCCGCGACGCAGCUGCUGGCGUCGCACUGCGUCGAGAUCGCCGAGCUCGCCGGCGCCGACCACGACCAGGUGGCCUCCGCCGUGGAGGCCGCCGUCGACGUGCGGAGCCCCGGAGAUCUCCUGACCCUCACCGCCGCUGCGGCCACGGCCCUUAGGGGAGCCACGGCGAUGAGGAAUCGAGCGCAGCGGGAGGCCAGGAGCAGGGCGGCCGUGGCGCCGUACGAGAAGGCCGGCAGCUACCGCGCCGACGUCUGGUGCAAGGAAGGGGCCCUCCUCAAACGCGGCCGCAAAGGCGUUCUGCAUUGGAAGCAGGUGGCCGUGUACAUCAACAGGAAGUCGCAGGUGAUUGUGAAGCUGAAGAGCAAGCACAUCGGCGGCGCCUUCUCCAAGAAGAAGAAGGGCGUCGUGUACGGCGUCUACGACGACAUCCCGGCGUGGCCCGCGCACGAGGGCGGCGGCGCGCCGGGCUCGGCGGCGGAGACGUGCCACUUCGGGCUGAGGACGGCGCAGGGCCUGCUGGAGUUCCAGUGCGAGAGCAGGGCGCAGAGGCAGGACUGGGUGGAGGCGGUGAAGAACCUCAUCCGGCAGGUGGCCGGCGGGACUGCUCAGCUCGAGCACUCCUUCGAGUCGCUCAGGCUCAGCUCGUCCUAAGUUUGGAUGUGUCUGGUCUCUGGCGUGUAAAUCUGCCUCCGUUUGUUCACUCGGCUUUAUCGCAGGGAGCAAUCGAGGUGCGAUAAGCAGAAUAAUGUGCAGAGAUGUAGUGUAUGCUGUAGAUAAAACGUUAAUCUCAAGAUCCUAUCUAUCCUAGCCUCUAUGAUCUUUG